CCCUCCUCGAGGGCUUCUUCCCCACAAGUUAAGUUCUGUUCCCAGCUGUGGGAAACUCCUGCGAAAAUGGCCGAAGCUCAGGGAUCUCGGACAUCAAGGCUGUCAGCCAAAGCACGGAAUGAUCAGAAAUGGGAAACCCAUAAAGACAACAUCCGGAGUGUAUACAUGGAUAUGGACCAUACGCUCAAGGAUACAAUGCAAAUCAUAAGUCAUACCUAUCAAUUCAAAGCCAGUGAACGAAAAUGGAAAGAAAAGCUUAAAAGCUGGAAAUUCGAAAAGAACGUCUCCUCCGCAGCCAUGGGUAUUCUCAUUGCCAAGAGCGAGAAAAGAAAGCGGGAAGAAGGGAAGGAGACGCAAUUUUUCCAUGGUGGGGCUGAGAUCAAGAAAAUGAGAUUGGAGAGUUUCAAAAAGAGGAGAGUGGUAGAUUUCUUGGAUGCUGUGUCUCCAACCGCUGAAACACCAGUAGGCAUAACAUAUUGCACUCCUGGUCCCGAAACUCCUCGGAUUCCCACAGCCUUGGAAAACUUCCGAGACAAGAGUCUCGAGCCACUAGAUGAUAUGUUACCUACUACUCGUCUCACUGUAGCCCAUCUGUCCGACUCUGAAAGCACAUCAGAAGUGGAGGUUCAAACAUUUCUUCCAGACCCAUCCGGAGGCCGUGGCGAGAGGAAUAUGCUCAUCCAGACUAUUGCAGGGAGUUCUAUGCUGUGGAACUGUCCUGAACGAGGACUUCAUACCAUUGACGAGGAGUCAGUCCUUGGCCUCGAAGAAGAAGAUCUUGCACCAUCCAUCGUAUCGGACUUGAUCGCUAAUCACAUCGACGGAGCACGAAUGGAUCGCAAAAACCGCCAAAUCAAAUCAGCAGCAGUCAAGUAUCUCGGUUCCAUUAUUCUUGCCAUUGAGCGACAGUGUUGUUCCACUGAGGCUCUUCUAGAAUAUAUUUCGGAGUUCUUGGAAUUCCUAGAAGCAGGACCUGGUGCAUGUGUGACUGAAUUGCAAGAACUGGACGAGCGGCCGGAGUUCGAGCUUUCAAAAUAUUCCGACGUGUGCCUCCUAUACCAUGAGGCUUUGACCUUGCUUCGUGAGGAGUUCGAACGUACAUCUGAAGUGGUGGCUCGCAUAUGCCUUCUAAUGGCAAAUCUCGAAACCUUGUACCCGGAGAUGUCGCAUCAUGCAGAGACACUCUAUGGCGUGGCGAUUGAAGGCUAUCAGAAGAUGCAGAAGUUUGAUGAUUUGCUACAGUGCCAAGUGUCUCUAGCAGAUGUGCUAUUAAAUCUUAAUCGGUCCUCUGAUGCUUAUGAGUUACUGGCCCGAGAAUGCGGUCGAUACCUACACGACCACGUGUUAUUCAGGGAUGGGACGUCGCCCACCACGUUAUACAAUCUCACAUCGUUAUCAUCUGGAGUCGGAGUACGAUCAUCGAUAGUCCGAAUCAAACGCAUACUCUCUGAUAAAAAGCGCAUCUCCAGACGUAAUUUUGAACGGAACGAGGAUUUAGAUGUCCGGAUGAUCCACGAGAUUGCAGUGUUAGGUGGAAUCUUAUCUACCAAGGCAAGCCAAAGCGAUUCUGUCCUAUAUCUUGAAGCCCUGGACCCUCUAUGGUCUGCGGUGUUCAACAAGCUCUCAUUUUUGGAUGAUGUUGAAUUUGCAUCCUUGAAGGCAUUUGUCUACAUACAACGUAGCAAUUACCUGUGCAAUGGUUUCAAUCUAUUCCGCCAUCUGAACUGUCUCGAUGACAUCCGUGUUGCUUAUAAGUACCUCGCAACAGGAGGCCUUUUUCAGCUCGCCCUGAGGGAUCAGUUCAUCUGCCAUGUGGACAGUCUUCGCCAGCGAGCAAUGAAUAUACCGCAUUUGAGAACCCUAGACAUGAUGGAUGCCUUUUCAAUAGGUAGAUUGGCCGACCUGUCAGAGAGUCCCAGAGAUUCAGAGCGCCCAAGAGAUUUAGUGUCUGAUCUCGAGGUGGGACGUCUUUCCACUUGUUCUUUCAAUCCUUGGGGAGGAGAUGCUGCUCCCGCUGACAAUGCAUGGAUGAAGGAAUAUGGUGUGCGCUUCAGCGAUGCUAGAAAGAUAGGGCUUGUCUUCACAGAUUGA
This is a messenger RNA of Mollisia scopiformis, 2091 nucleotides long. RefSeq lists its product as uncharacterized. The record is from RefSeq and is a predicted model, not a curated record. The transcript is spliced from 3 exons. Lineage: Eukaryota; Fungi; Ascomycota; Leotiomycetes; Helotiales; Mollisiaceae. Bases 67 to 2091 code for a protein of 674 amino acids.